AUGGGUGCAUCAACUUCGACUGAGCAGAAAGUUUCGAUCGAGCAACGAGAGGCGGAAGCCCUAGCAGCCUCCACUGGAGCUCUUUCUAUGCUUCAGAAAUCUUUCUCCAGCCUCGCCGAUCCUGAUUCUAAUGCAAUUCCCCUCAACUCUCUUCAGCAAUGCUUCUCUUUAACUUACAAGAACCCAGUAUGUGAAGCUCUUACAGUGCCUGAUUCUUUUCCGAUGCUGUUGGAUCAUCUUGGUUCGUCAAUUUUGGACCUGAUUUUCAUCUCGGAGAAAGGCGGAGUGAGCUGGGUUGAGUUCGUUAGAGGCUAUAAUAAGUGCUGUGCAAGAAUGUCUGCGUCUAUGUCGCUUAAUAUAUUGCUCAGAGUGUUUGCUGUGACACUUCAAAAGGCGGGUUCGCCUUCGAACUUGGAAUUUGAAUCUGAUGAUGUUGAGUGUAAGAUAACCGGGUCGCUUAAGCCCGUGGACGUGCUUAUGCUUCUUUGGAUGUGUUGGGCCAUUUCCUGGAAUUCUAGGACUUCGAAAAUUUCCAAAGAGAAAACAGAUUUACCUCUGCCGGAUAUUAAUCAGAUUGUUUUGUCGGCUAUUGUUUCAUGCGCUGACGUUGGCAGUGGCUUGAAUGUGUGGGAUUGCCAGCUUUCGGGUUUGGAAGUUGAACUUCCUGUGGGGAAGUUUCUUUCUUGGGUUGUGAGAACAGUGCCUUGUCUCUCAGAUUGCUUUUCACAGUUUGUGUAUGCAAUUCUCAAAAACUGUGUUUCUCACAAGGAUGGACUAGAAUGCUCAACUUCAUCAGUGGUAGAGAAUUCUUCAACCAUGGCAUACAGUUCUCAUCUUUUGUCUAGUGGAAUGGCGUGGGCGAUUUCCCUUACAUUGAGGGGCACAAUAAGUGAAGAGAUAUCAAAAGUAUGCUUUCCCUGCGAGACUGAUGGAAUAGACAAGAACCUACUUUACAGGUCAUCUCUUCAUGGCAGAGGGUUGAAUAGAUUCUGGUCUAACAUUGAAGGUUACCAAGGGCCACUGCUUAUGCUGUUUUCUGCAACUUCGGGAGAUGCCAGUGAUAGUAGAGCCAACGAGAGAAAAUGGACUGUGGGUGCACUCACAAAUCAGGGUUUUGAAAAUAAGGAUAUCUUUUAUGGAAGUUCGGGAAAUCUAUAUGCUAUAAGUCCAGUCUUUCAUGUGUAUCCACCUACAGGAAAGGAAAAGAACUUUGUGUACAGCCAUCUGCAUCCCACUGGUAGGGCAUAUGAGCCGAAACCAAAGCCUGCGGGGAUAGGAUUUGGCGGAAGUAUGGGAAAUGAAAGAAUUUUUAUUGAUGAAGAUUUUUCCAAAGUUACCAUCCGCCACCAUGCAGCUGACAAAACGUAUCAACCUGGCUCCCUCUUUCCUGAUCAGGGCUUCCUACCUGUUGAAGCUUUGAUUUCAGAAGUUGAAGUUUGGGGGCUUGGUGGGAGAAGCGCCAAGGAUGUGCAAGAUUCAUAUAAGAAGAGGGAACAACUUUUCACUGAUCAAAGACGAAAGGUUGACUUGAAAACAUUUGCAAAUUGGGAGGAUUCACCAGAGAAGAUGAUGAUGGACAUGGUCUCAGACCCAAAUGCAGUUCGACGGGAAGAUCGCUGA
Prunus armeniaca (apricot) is the source of this 1620-nucleotide messenger RNA. Lineage: Eukaryota; Viridiplantae; Streptophyta; Magnoliopsida; Rosales; Rosaceae. The record is from the annotation of a GenBank genome assembly.